AUGCCGCCAGGCAACGAAUAUGCGGCGGACCAGCUCAAAAACCAAGGCAACGCGCACUUUAAGAAUGGCGACUACGACCAAGCAGAGACGCUGUACAGCCAGGCCAUUCAGAAGAACAGCAAAAAUCCGCUGCUGUUCACAAACCGCGCGAAUGCGCGGCUGAAACUGGAGAAAUGGGAGGGCGUGAUCAACGACUGCUUGGCGAGCAUAGACCUGAUGACGGAGAACAUGAAGGCGUACUUUUAUCUGGCGCAGGCGCAAAUCGCAAUCAAUCACCCGAACGAGGCACUCAGUAGCGCGCUGAGAGCGUACGAUCUCUGCGUCAAUUCUCCCCAGCAGACUUCCAACGCCGCCACCAUAUCCGCCCUAGUCACACGUUGCAAGAAAGCAAAAUGGGACAUCCGCGAGCGCGAGCGCAUACGGCGGCGCAAAGGCCUCCUUUCCGAACUCGAACUAUCCCUCGAAACCACCCACAAAAAGGACGUCGACGAUAUCGAGGCACGAUUAGAAAGCGGAGAAAUCGGCCGCGUUGAAGCCACGGAAGAAAAACAACAGCUUGUCACCGAGUUCGAGCAGAAGCGCGACGACAUACGCACCGCCUUCGCGCUCUCCGACCCCGAACAUCUCGAGAUCCGCGAAGUACCAGACUACCUCAUCGACGGAAUAACUUUCGAGAUAAUGAACGAUCCGGUUGUGACAAAGAACGGGCGGAGUUACGAGCGCGCGACUAUCAUCGAGCAUUUGAAGAGGAGUGCGACGGAUCCGCUUACAAGGGAACCGCUGACAAUCAAUGAGCUGAGGCCCAACAUCGCGCUGAAGGAGGCAUGUACGGAGUUCAUGGAGAAGAACAAGGGCUGGAUUUACGAUUGUGAGGAUGGCGAAGUGGAUACGGAUCCACGAUGGGCGCAUCUUUCCUGCAGCAGGAGAGACUACGAGGCGAGGUGA
Messenger RNA from Didymosphaeria variabile, 945 nucleotides. RefSeq lists its product as uncharacterized. Gene Ontology annotation, molecular function: ubiquitin protein ligase activity; protein-folding chaperone binding. The record is from RefSeq and is a predicted model, not a curated record. Lineage: Eukaryota; Fungi; Ascomycota; Dothideomycetes; Pleosporales; Didymosphaeriaceae. The transcript has 3 exons. Gene Ontology annotation, cellular component: cytoplasm. Gene Ontology annotation, biological process: cellular response to misfolded protein; proteasome-mediated ubiquitin-dependent protein catabolic process; protein quality control for misfolded or incompletely synthesized proteins. Bases 1 to 945 code for a protein of 314 amino acids.